AACUCCAAACCGGCUUUUAAAAAGUGUAACUAAGUUGGAAAUUUACGAAAUUGCCCCUGUCUGUUAAUAAAACUACAGUGGCAGCGUUCAGACAUUUCUCUCUUCUCAGAUUAGAACUUUCGCCAUCUUCGAUCCUCUCCCUUCAUCGGUGUUUCAUCCAUCUCUAGAGUCGGUUCGAAGGACCUCUAUCUCUCUGCAAAAGAGGACAUUGUAACGAUUUUCCGACAAGAUGCACGCGUUUCUCAAGGACAUAGUCCCCGCAGCGCAGAACAACAUAAACACGCGUUUCAUCAUCCUCGACAAAGCACGAUCAAUAUCAUCACCCCCGGCCGCGAGCGGGCAGAGCUGCAUCGCGUUAGCUGCGGACGAAACGGCGGCGGUUCACAUACAGCUGUGGGGAGACGAGUGCGACGCCUUCGAGGCGGGGGAUAUCGUGAAUCUCACAAACGGGAUAUUCUCUUACGUGCGGAACGGUGGGUUACUUCUCAGAGCUGGAAAACGCGGGAAGAUGGAGAAGGUGGGUGAGUUCGCGGUUGCGUUUGUCGAAACGCCAAACGUUAGCGAGAUCCAGUGGAGUCCUGAUCCGGAGUAUCCUAAACGUUAUAUUCAGAACGGCGUCGUCUCGGCUUAUUCCCGUAUUUUCCCUCCUUUGCCUUGAAUAAAAAAAGAUUUGUAUAAACACUUUAAACAAGACAUACGAAUGAUAAAUCAAAUAUUUGUACAUGUUUAAAGAUGAAUCAAUGGUUAUUUUACGAGUAA
Molecule: messenger RNA, 759 nt
Organism: Brassica napus (rape)
Lineage: Eukaryota; Viridiplantae; Streptophyta; Magnoliopsida; Brassicales; Brassicaceae
Product: SOSS complex subunit B homolog
Exons: 2
Coding region: 230-658 (142 amino acids)
Biological process (GO): response to ionizing radiation; mitotic cell cycle checkpoint signaling; double-strand break repair via homologous recombination
Cellular component (GO): SOSS complex
Molecular function (GO): DNA binding
Source: RefSeq, a predicted model, not a curated record